AUGUUGUCAACCCAGCUUCACCAUAACCCAGCUUCGAGACAGGCUGCAAAGGCUGCAGCUCUUGGUCUUGUUCGAACAGUAUCAUCCUCAUCAUCCCUCUCAAAAACUCCCGCUAUCCUUCGGAUCGGCUACUCCGUAUCUCAGCAGCACCGACUUUUCUCUUCGACACCCAACAACCAGCUUCGUGACUUCUUCCCUGUCAAAGAGACACCGCACAUCCAAACAACCAGACCAGCAUGGCCACACGAGGGCUACACCUACCAAGAAAUGGCGGCUGUUGAGCCUGCCCACCGAGAACCAAAGACUCUGGGCGACUGGACGGCAUGGAAGAUUGUUCGUGUUGCCAGAUAUUGUAUGGAUAAGGCAACAGGCAUGGACCGGGAUCAGAAGUCGGACAAAAAGAAGCCAACUACAGCUAUUGCAGCUCAGAGGCCACUCACCGAGGCACAAUGGUUGAUCCGAUUCAUCUUCUUAGAAAGCGUUGCUGGUGUCCCAGGCAUGGUCGGUGGUAUGCUGCGACAUCUCGGCAGUCUGAGACGCAUGAAGCGUGACAAUGGCUGGAUCGAAACUCUCCUCGAGGAGAGCUACAACGAGAGAAUGCACCUCUUGACAUUCAUGAAGAUGUGUGAACCUGGUUGGUUCAUGAAGAUGAUGAUCAUCGGCGCCCAGGGUGUCUUCUUCAACAGCCUGUUCGUCUCAUACCUCAUCUCGCCCAAGAUCGUUCACCGUUUUGUUGGUUACCUUGAGGAAGAGGCUGUCCACACCUACACUCGCUGUAUAAAGGAGAUCGAGGAUGGCAACUUGCCCAAGUGGAGUGACCCUAAGUUCCAGAUCCCUGAUAUUGCUAUUCAGUACUGGAAGAUGCCCGAGGAGCACCGUACGAUGAAGGACUUGAUUCUCUACAUCAGGGCUGAUGAGGCAACGCAUCGAGGAGUUAACCACACAUUGGGUAACCUCAACCAAAAUGACGACCCAAACCCAUUCGUCAGUGAAUUCAAGGAUCGAGAGCCACCUAAGCCUGCACUGAAGGCAGCUGGCUAUGAUCGGGCUGAAGUUAUCUGA
This is a messenger RNA of Fusarium coffeatum, 1062 nucleotides long. RefSeq lists its product as uncharacterized. Lineage: Eukaryota; Fungi; Ascomycota; Sordariomycetes; Hypocreales; Nectriaceae. The record is from RefSeq and is a predicted model, not a curated record. Bases 1 to 1062 code for a protein of 353 amino acids. Gene Ontology annotation, cellular component: mitochondrion. Gene Ontology annotation, biological process: alternative respiration. Gene Ontology annotation, molecular function: alternative oxidase activity. The transcript is spliced from 3 exons.